AUGCGUUGCUCAGAUGACUCAGGGCAAAGAGGGACCAGAAUCAACGAUCUUCCGGAAGACAUCUUGUGCUCUAUAGUGUCACAAUUACCCCUUCAAGAUCGAGUAACAACUAGCUUGGUCUGUCGAGCAUGGAGGCGCCUGUGGCUCUCAUCAUCCAACUGGAGAUUGGAGCUUCAAGACUUCCGCGGUGUGAGUAACAAGAAACAGAAGUUCGAGGAGCUCGUCGACAGGGUCAUCUUCUUUCCAGACCGACCACACAUACAUCACCUGAAACUAGUACACACAGAUUACAAUAGAUCAAGUCAGAAAGCAAGUUUAUGGAUCGAGAGCUUAUUGAACCAGCAAAUCCUGCAUCUGGAUCUCAAUAUAAUGGACCCUAUACCGCUGCCCUUGUCACUCUUUCGGUGUGAUACGUUGGUGGAGUUAAGACUCUGCCUGCACUGUGACAUCAUCAGCCUGCCACCUAACGCUGUCUUAUUGCCUCGACUCAAGGUCUUGUCCCUUCAGAAAGCACGCUUCAUCGGUGACUCGUUAGAGAGUUUGAUUAACGGGUGCACCAUCUUAGUCACUCUCAAACUCAGGGAGUGCGUUGUCGUCGGUCCCGAAUUCUUGGAUAUCACCAUUCCUCAAACCACGCUCCAAGAAGUGAUCCUUGACAAGUGCCACUUCCUACUUGAUACUAAGCUGCACAUGUCAACUGUGAACCUUACGACCUUCCGUUACAAGGGGUUGAAUUUGGGUGAUAGCAUGCAUUAUCUGAGUGUGCAAACAUCAGUCGAAAUGGUGCAAUUGGAGCCUGUGGAGUUUCACAAUGUCUACUCGUACUCACGAAGGCUAGGGUUUUCAGGGACCUAUGGGCAGAACAUGUCGAGGACCUUGGCUUCAUUCUGCAACACAAAAUACAUGAUCCUUAGUGACUGGUGCAUCGAGUACCUGACGAACGUUCCAAAUGCCAUGAGGUUUCCCCAAUUUAUGCGCUUGGAGUCCCUGCGCCUGAGCAUGUGGCCAAACGGCGGCCAUGUCUACGUGACCACUUAUUUGGUACUAUUCUCACCGUUAUUACGGUUUCUGUCACUCCGCAUAUCUAAGGCACACAGGGAAGGGAUGGCUGAUGAUGAUAGGUUGGAUUAUCCACACCCCCCGGACUUGCUGUCAACAGAAAUGAUCCAUAAUAAUCUGAAGAAAGUUGAAAUAAAGAAGUAUGGAGUUUUGAAUGCGGAGCUCGACCUCAUAAAGUUCUUGCUUAGGAAUGCGGUGAGUCUAGAAAAACUCAGCAUAAAAUGGUGUGCUCGCAUAGGUGCUUCGCGCAGAAAAUCUCUGAGAAACACAAUAAGGUCGUACCCACUAGCCAGCCAGAAUCUCGAGCUGUACAUAUACUGA
Musa acuminata AAA Group (dessert banana) is the source of this 1380-nucleotide messenger RNA. Its product is annotated as F-box/FBD/LRR-repeat protein At1g16930-like. NCBI's taxonomy places the organism in Eukaryota, Viridiplantae, Streptophyta, Magnoliopsida, Zingiberales, Musaceae. The record is from RefSeq and is a predicted model, not a curated record. The transcript has 3 exons. The coding region runs from base 1 to 1380 and encodes 459 amino acids. Gene Ontology annotation, molecular function: protein binding.